Molecule: messenger RNA, 624 nt
Organism: Psylliodes chrysocephalus
Lineage: Eukaryota; Metazoa; Arthropoda; Insecta; Coleoptera; Chrysomelidae
Source: the annotation of a GenBank genome assembly
GUCGAGGAGGACCUGUAAACUGGCCAGCCCGCUCCCCUGACCUUAUUCCUUUGGAUUUUUGCAUAUGGGGAUAUCUGAAAUCUUUGAUAUACACAAACCCAGUUGAAAAUAUCGAUGAUCUGCAAAACCGCAUUGUAGCAAGUACUUAAUGUGCUUAGAUAUUAAUAACUUGUAUGGGUGGGCUAUAUGCGAACCCCUAUCAUACAAUGGAUUCAGAUGGGUAGAUGAUAUUACUAAUUUUGAUCCUAUGACAAUACCAGAUGAUUCUGAAGAUGGAUAUAUCCUUCAAGUUGAUUUGGAAUUUCCGCGUAAAUUACAUGAUUUGCAUAAGGAUUUUCCAUUUACUGCUGAACAUCGUAAACCACCAGGAUCAAAGUUAAAUAAAUUGAUGACUACAAUUCAUGAUAAAUCAGGAUAUACAAUACAUUAUCAUAAUUUAAAGCAGGCUUUAGCUAACGGUUUAGUGUUAAAAAAAAAUACAUAAAAUUUUGACAUUUAAACAAUCAACUUGGUUAAAACCUUAUAUCGAGUUAAAUACUCAACUAAGAGCUGCAGCUACAAAUUAUUUUGAAAAAAAUAUUUAUAAACUAGCUAAUAAUGCAGUGUUUGGUAAGACAAUGGAGA